CACACACACACACACACACGAUUGAAGGGCUUGGUGGUCAAAUGCCAUUCACACGCUGUCCGACCUGUUAAAGCUCAACGGCGUUGAGCUUAAACGUGACCCGGGCCAGGCCAGGCGAAAGGCGCAGCCGGCCAAGCUGACGACGACGGGCGCAGUCGACGAGCCAACAAACUUCUUCCGAAACCACGACGUAAACCAAGACAUCGAACCCGCGAUGAUCGCCAGGUGACCGCCGACCACUAUGUUUGCCAACGCGCUCAAGUCCAUCUCGGCCACGAACAUCUCGGCCAACUACACUGUCUCCUCAACCCUCACGGCAACCGCCGGCCCAUGGAAGAUCUACCCGGCCAAGAACAAGAAGACGGGCAAGGAGUGUUCCGCCUUCGUCUUCGACAGGAAGUCGCUCGAUGCCCACCGCAGCGGUCUGAGCCGUGCCGAGGCGGCCGAGUUCAAGCGCGCAGCCGAUGCGGUCGUCGAGCGCUUGAAGAAGGAGGCAUCGGCCAUCGCCAAGCUGCGGCACCCCAGCAUCCUCGAGGUUGUCGAACCCGUUGAGGAGACGCGAGGUGGCGGGCUGCAGUUUAUCGCCGAGGCUGUAACGGCGUCGCUCUCGGGCCUCCUGCAGGAGAAGGAUGACCAGGAACGAGGCGGAGGAGUCGGCGGCCGGGCGAGUCGGUACGUGACCGAGGACGCCGACGGCAACCGCAGGAGACGGGAGCUCGAGAUCGACGAGCUGGAGAUACAAAAGGGCUUGCUGCAGGUCAGCAAGGCGCUCGAGUUCAUGCACGACAACGCCGGGCUCGUCCACGGCAACCUUACGCCCGAUGCUAUUCUCAUCAACGCCAAGGCAGGUCCCAGCCGUUCGGACUGGAAGCUUAGCGGUCUGGCCUUCUGCAGCCCCCUGGAGUCCUCCACUGCCCAGAGCUCGAUCCAGCCCAUCAACCUGCGCGAGGUGCUCAGACACAACCCCAACUUACCGCGAACCGUCCAGUUGAAUAUUGACUACACGUCUCCCGACUUCGUCCUGGACAAUAACUUGACUGCUUCCGCCGACAUGUUCAGCCUGGGAUUGCUAAUAAUCUCCUUAUACAAUUCCCCACACAAGUCGCCGCUCUCGUGCAGCGGCAGCCUGUCUUCCUAUCAGCGCGUCUUCCAGUCCUCACAGAGCGUCCCGUCCUCGUCCAACAACUUCCUCUCGUCCCGUCCGUUGCCCAAGGAGCUCACCAACCACGUGCUCCCAAGGCUUAUUACGCGCAGGCCUGCCCAGCGGAUGACCGCCUCCGAGUUUCAACAGAGCGAGUUCUUCAACAACAUCCUCGUGUCCACGAUCCGCUUCCUAGACGCGUUUCCUGCGAAGACGCCGAACGAGAAAUCACAGUUCCUCAGGGGCCUCAUGAAAGUGCUGCCGUCGUUCCCGAAGUCGGUGAUGGAGAAGAAGUUGUUGCCUGCCCUGCUCGACGAGUUGAAGGAUAAAGAGCUCAUCUCCCUGAUCCUUCAUAACGUCUUCAAAAUUAUCGAGCUCCUGCCGUCGGGGAGGAGGGCCUUCGGUAGCAAAGUGCGGCCUAGUCUCAAAGAAAUAUUUGUCACCAAUGUCAAGCAGGCCCAAGAGAAGGACCCUGCGCGCGAUGCUGGCCUGAUGGUUGUCAUUGAGCAGCUGCCCAUCAUCGGGGAUAACUGCGCCGGCAAGGAGUUCAAGGAUGAUAUUCUGCCCAUCGUCUUUAACGCCCUGGAGUCCCCCACACCCUCACUCGUGGAUGCCGCGCUAAGAAGCCUCCCAUCUGUGCUGCCUCAGUUGGACUUCAGUACCAUCAAAAACGAGCUGUUUCCGGUCAUCGCGACCAUCUUCAGCAGGACAAACAGCCUUGCGAUCAAGGUCAGGGGCCUGCAAGCCUUCGUAACUCUCUGCGGGGGUUCCAACGACCCGGGUGGUGAGGACGGGCUGGACGGGCUUGCGCCGCAGAAAAAGAAGGCGACCUCUUCCAGCGCCUUGGACAAGUUCACAAUGCAAGAAAAGAUCGUACCGCUGAUCAAAGCGAUCAAGACCAAAGAGCCGGCCGUCAUGAUGGCCGCGCUCAACGUUCUCCGGGUCGUCGGCGGGGUGGCGGAUGCGGAUUUCGUGGCCUUGGAAAUUCUUCCCGUGCUGUGGAGCAUGAGCUUAGGCCCGCUUCUGGACCUCAAGCAGUUCCAAGCCUUCAUGGAACUUAUCAAGUCCCUAUCGAGCAGGGUGGAAGAGGAACAGACCAG
Messenger RNA from Thermothielavioides terrestris NRRL 8126, 2241 nucleotides. RefSeq lists its product as uncharacterized. The transcript has 3 exons. The annotation marks the transcript as partial. The record is from RefSeq and is a predicted model, not a curated record. NCBI's taxonomy places the organism in Eukaryota, Fungi, Ascomycota, Sordariomycetes, Sordariales, Chaetomiaceae. Gene Ontology annotation, biological process: protein phosphorylation. Gene Ontology annotation, molecular function: ATP binding; protein kinase activity.